Gryllus bimaculatus (two-spotted cricket) is the source of this 1098-nucleotide messenger RNA. The record is from the annotation of a GenBank genome assembly. NCBI's taxonomy places the organism in Eukaryota, Metazoa, Arthropoda, Insecta, Orthoptera, Gryllidae.
UGGCGUUUUAGGGCGCGCGUUCAGUGUGUGUGCGUAGGACGACCCCGGGCCAGCGUGUGGGGUAUUCGCGGGCCCGCGGGUGGCCGGUAGGUGAGCGAAACGCGCCGAAUCGAGUGUUGCGCGAUCGCCACGCGACGUCAGCCGAGACCUCGUGUGGAGCGCGCCUCGCAUGUUGAUGCAGCGACGCCCCGCCCCCGCUGCCCCUCUCACAACCGCAACGCCGUGCCGGCUGAGCCGCGCACGGUCGCUGUUUAAUGGGAGCCGCCGGUUCCCGAGUUCGAGACCCGGCCGGCCCUACGGCUCCGGAAUGAUCGUUCACCCUUCCAACACGCACUACAGGUUGUGUGUUUGCCCGUGGACUUUCCAGUUGCGCUGUAAAUACAUGUAGCACCGCGCGGACGGGUUGUAGUGUACGCGUGAAGCGUGCUUCUGAAUUUCAAUACAGAAAGAUUCGUGUCGUUAGGAUGUAGUAGGUAUCGUUUUGGGUUUUUACAUCAGCAGGUUUGUGGGACCAAGUUUUUAGGAGGUGUGUAAACAAAAGGGUGGGGUAUAUAUCAUUCGAUUAAUACACCCGGUGGGAGAACUCGUUUUAAAGCGGAAAGGAACUUGUGAAGUAAAACGUGACUGAACUGUGAAAAUGUACACAUGUAACUCUUGAAGUAGACAAACAGACAAGUGAAUAAACUUUAUAGUUGUCAAACGGAAGGAACGGUGAAGUGUUAAACUAAAACUCAAGUUGAUCUGUGAUGACCUGUCGGUGACAACGCCGCGAUGGCAGCCAGCAGUCACCAUCAUCAUCACCAUCAUCACCACAAAGACAAAGACAAGGACGAUGCUGGCCACAACAUCCAUGGGACACCAAUCAUCUCCUGGAAUAUUUUGGAUGAUGAUGAUAGUGAAAUUAUAAUCAACAGCGGUUAUUAUAUCAACAGUAUUAACAUUAGCGACCUCCAACUAGAAGCGCCCCAUUCGGCACGUCAACAAGUGGUUAAACAGAGCAACACCAACUAUCGAACUCCUGCUCAGAAAGAUUGGACCGCCACCCGGGAAACGUAUAAAAAACGACGAGAAACGAUCGCGGAAAUGAGAACAAAUUGA